GCACAGCAGCGUGGGGGGUGGGGUGGGACCCCAUUCCCAGAAGCAUCAGCUCCGGGCUUGUCCAGAACCCUGGCUUGCACCUGGCCCAAGAGUGCCCCCAACUGCUAACUGGGCCAGGGGCCCUCUUUCUCGGAAGCCUUCAUCCUUCCCCCUGGGGUGUGCCCUGCCCCUCCCUGAGUCACCCCAGGGAGAGAGGGGGGGAAAAAGGGAAGAGAAGAGAGGCAUCGACUGCAGAGGAAGGAAAAGGAAGCAGAGCAGAGGAGGGAGGAGAGAGGCCACGCGGGAGCCCAGAGAGGACAGCUCUGGGGCAGAUCUCGGGCAGGGGGUAGCAGAGGGCAGGCAGGCCAAGCAUCCUGAGGGGUGCCCGGGCAGCAGGGCGGGGGCGGGGAGCCCAGGGGGCGGGCCGGCCAUGUCCCACGGGACCUACUACGAGUGCGAGCCCCGGGGCGGCCAGCAGCCACUUGAGUUCCCGGGGGGCCGAGCAGGGCCCGGGGAGCUGGGGGACAUGUGUGAGCAUGAGGCCUCCAUCGACCUCUCUGCCUACAUUGAGCCCGGGGAGGAGCAGCUGCUCUCCGAUCUCUUUGCCAUGAAGCCGGCACCUGAGGCCCGGGGCCUUAAGGGACCGGGAAGCCCUGCCUUCCCCCACUACCUGCCGCCCGACCCAAGGCCCUUCGCCUACCCCCCACAUACCUUCGGCCCAGACAGGAAGGCGCUGGGACCUGGCAUCUACAGCAGCCCAGGGAGCUACGACCCCAGGGCUGUGGCUGUGAAGGAGGAGCCCCGGGGGCCAGAGGGCAGCCGAGGUGGCAGCCGGGGCGGCUACAAUCCCCUGCAGUACCAGGUGGCACACUGCGGGCAGACGGCCGUGCACCUGCCCCCGACCCUGGCAGCACCAGGCCAGCCCCUGCGCGUCCUCAAGGCCCCCUUGGCCACCACCGUGCCCCCCUGCAGUCCCCUCCUCAAGGCGCCCUCCCCGGCUGGCCCCUCGCACAAGGGCAAGAAGGCAGUGAACAAGGACAGCUUGGAGUACCGGCUGCGGCGGGAGCGCAACAACAUCGCCGUGCGCAAGAGCAGGGACAAGGCCAAGCGGCGCAUCCUGGAGACACAGCAGAAAGUACUGGAGUACAUGGCGGAGAAUGAGCGGCUGCGCAGCCGCGUGGAGCAGCUCACGCAGGAGCUGGACACCCUGCGCAACCUCUUCCGCCAAAUCCCCGAGGCCGCCAACCUCAUCAAGGGCGUCGGAGGCUGCAGCUGACUGUGGGCACCAGGCAGGGCCCCAGAGCCCGAGUCUGGGACAUUGACCAUGGACAGACGGCAGAGGGGAGGGAAGGCAGGGCAGGACCCCGCACGGUGAUGAUGAGACUGCUGAAUAAAGCCGUG
This is a messenger RNA of Oryctolagus cuniculus (rabbit), 1380 nucleotides long. It is a transcript of the gene CEBPE, whose product is annotated as CCAAT enhancer binding protein epsilon. The record is from RefSeq and is a predicted model, not a curated record. Lineage: Eukaryota; Metazoa; Chordata; Mammalia; Lagomorpha; Leporidae. Gene Ontology annotation, biological process: regulation of transcription by RNA polymerase II; DNA-templated transcription; myeloid cell differentiation. Gene Ontology annotation, molecular function: DNA-binding transcription factor activity, RNA polymerase II-specific; RNA polymerase II cis-regulatory region sequence-specific DNA binding.